Molecule: messenger RNA, 3399 nt
Organism: Plasmodium reichenowi
Lineage: Eukaryota; Apicomplexa; Aconoidasida; Haemosporida; Plasmodiidae
Exons: 1
Coding region: 1-3399 (1132 amino acids)
Source: RefSeq, a predicted model, not a curated record
AUGAAUAAUAUAUCAGAUAAGAACAUAUUGAAAUAUCAGGAGAAGUAUGAAGAAAAAAAAAGAAAAACGGAAAAAGAAAAAGAGAAAGAAAAAGAGAAAGUAAAAGAAAAAGAGAAAGAGAAAGUAAAAGAAAAAGUAAAAGAAAAAGAUAAAGAAAAAGAAAAAGAAAAAGAGAAAGUAAAAGAAAAAGUAAAAGAGAAAGAAAAAGAAGAAGUAAAAGAAAAAGAAAAACAGAACAGUAAUUAUAUAAAUAAUAUAAAUGAUGAACAUGAUAUAUAUGAGGAUAAUUAUUCAAGAGGAAAAACACAAUCAUAUAGAAGUUACGAAUAUAAGUUAGAACAUAUAAUGAAAAAAAAAGAAGAAUAUGAUAAUAAUACAUAUUGGGAAAAAAAAAAAUAUAAGGAAUAUUCCCAAGAUAAAAAAUGUGACAAGGAAUAUUAUAAUAAGGAUUCAUCCUAUAGUUAUAAAAGAAAAAAUGUAGAAAAAAAAAGGAAUGAACAUAAUAUACCUGAUUAUUAUGAUAACUAUUCUGAGUUUUCUAUGGAAAGAGUUAAUUUAAAUGAAGACGAAGAAGAUUAUGAUAAAAAUUAUUUUUUCGAAAGAGGAGAUGGUUAUAAGAAUUCUAGAAAAUAUAAAUUGAGUGAAAAGAAAUAUUCACCAUAUGAUAAUGAAAGGAUGAAAAAAUAUUCCCGUUAUGAUGAUAAAAUAUUCAAUAUGAAUAUAUAUUAUAAAAAAAAGUUUACGUAUCACAAUGAUAUGAAUAAUUAUGAUUAUAUGAACAAAACAUGUGAAGAUAGUAAAUAUAGAAACGAUUUUUCAGAUUAUUAUAGGAAAAGGUAUAAUAAUAAUAAUGAUUUUGAAGAUUAUAAAAAAGAAAAUUUUUAUAGAAAAAGAAAAAUUAGCCCAAGUAUAAUAAACAGGGAUGAUAAUAAUAUGGAUAAGAAUUAUAUUAUGAGUAGAAAAAAAUUUAUAUCUUAUGAAUCCUCAACAAAAAGAAGACGUUCCAAUAAUAAUAGCGUCAUAUCACAUUAUGAAUAUGAUAGACCAUGUGAAAAAAGGUCAACAGAUACCGUGCAUAAUUAUAAAAAUAAUAUAGGAUAUAAAAAAGAAAAUAAAAAUGAUAAUACAAAAAGUGUAUAUAAUUCUGUGGGAGAUAAAAAUUUAGAGGUAGUAUCUAAUCAUAGUAUAAAAGAAGAGUAUAAAAAUGAAGAAAUAUCUUCGUCACAUGAAUCAGAAAAAAAAUAUGAAAGGAAAUAUAAUUAUGAAAAAGAACAUAAAUAUAAAGAUAAAGAUAAAAAUAAAGAUGUAUUAACAACUGGGGAUAUAAAAAAACAUUCAUUCAAAGAGGAAUUUAAAGAAAAUUCAUCUAAAAGAAAAUCCUACAGUGUACAUAAAACAUCAAGGGAAAGUUCUUCUAAAAUAUAUAAUAAGGAGAACAAAGAAUAUGAACAAGAAAAGGAAACAUUUGAUCAUAGAAAUUAUUAUAGAAAUAAAAGUAAUUAUCAUGAUGAUUUUGAUAAAUUUGAAAAAUAUAAUUAUAGAGAAAAAGGAAACGAGAGAGAUUAUGAAUUAUAUGAUGAGGAUUAUAAAUCAUAUAAAAAUAGAAAGCAGUAUGAUAAUAAAUAUGAUUAUUAUAAGGAGGAUUAUCAUCAUAAGGGUGAUUAUUAUAAGGAGGAUUAUCAUCAUAAGGGUGAUUAUUAUAAGGAGGAUUAUCAUCAUAAGGAUGAUUAUUAUCCUAAGGAGGAUUAUCAUUAUAAAAAGGUACAUCAUUAUGAUAGCAAUCACCAUGAUGAUGAUAAGGAUGAAUAUUACAGUUAUCAUUCUUCAGAUCACGAAUCUGAAGAAACAGAAAAUAAAAAAGUCGAACAUGUCCAAGUGAAUAACAAAAUUAUUAUAAACAUAGAUGAAGAUACAAAUGAUCAGUAUUGGAUAGAUAGUAAUACAAGUAGUGAUAAUGAUAAUACUGAUAAUAAUGAUAAUAAUGAUAAUAAUAAUGAUAAUAAUAAUGAUAAUAAUGAUAAUAAUAAUAAUAAUAAUAAUCACUCAAAAGGGGACAAGUAUAUUUGUUUAAAAUUUCGAGAUUCCCAUGUUAGAAAAUUUGUUUUAAAUAACCAACUUGAUAAUAAAAAAGUAGAAUAUACUUCGACGACCAAUAUGGAUAAUAUAAUUGAGAAGAAUGAAAAACAUGUAAGUGAUGAUAAUAAAAAUAAUAUAAUAGAUGACAAUUUAUUGUGCUUAAUUAAAAAAGGACAUGAUAAUGUAUUUAAUAAGGAAGAGCAGGAUGUGAUAGAAAAAAAUAAAGGUAUUGAUAACAUACAUAUAUAUAGAUAUAUAAGUAAAAAUGAAAAAAUGUAUUUAUCCAAAGAAUUGGAAGAAAAUAUAUUAUUAGAUGAAGGUCCUUGUGAAAAAUAUAAAAAGUUAAAUGAUACAAUCCAAACAAAAGAUAAUUAUGAACAUUUUGAUAACUUGUAUCAAAAAAAAAUAAAAAAUUCUGAAAUAAAUUUGGAAAAAAAAAAAAUAUAUCCUAGUACUAAUUAUAUUACAAAUAAUAAUAAUUCUGUAUAUGAUAAAGAAUCCAAAUGUGAUGAACAUAAUUUAAAAAAUGAUAUAUUUGAUUUAUAUUUGAAGGAUACAAAAAAGGAGACUUUUCAAGAUAAAUCAAAGGAUGAUAAUAUUAUUCAUUUAUCUAAUCAUAACAAAUGCACAAAAAAUAAAACUCUUAAUAGACCAAGUGUUGAUGAGUUUGAUGAAUAUAUAAACAAAAAGCACAACAAAGGAAAUACAGAAAAUUAUAAUAAAUAUGAUGAAAGAGAAAAAAGUAUUAUAAAUGAAAAAGCAAAAGAAAUAAAGGAAACAUAUAUGAAUUCAUUAAAUAAUAAAAAAAAAAAAAAAAAAAAGGAUGAUCAUGAUGAUGAUGAUAAUGAUAAUGAUGAUAAUAAUGAUGAUAAUAAUGAUGAUAAUAAUGAUGAUAAUAAUAAUGAUAAUAAUAAUGAUAAUAAUAAUGAUAAUUAUGAUGAUAAUAAUAAUGAUUAUUAUGAUGAUAAUGAUCAAGUUGAUAAUGUAGAUUGUGUAAGUGCAUUAGGUGAUUUUCCUGAAUAUAUAAAGAAUAUAAUAAAUAAUAUGAGUAGUACAUAUAAGAUGAAUGAAAAUAUUGAUUUAUUAAAUUUAAAAGAAAGGAAAUCAUUUCGUAUACCUAAAUUUUUUCAUUUUAUAGAUAAUAUUACGAAUACAGAAAGUUUCUUAAAUUACUUACAAAAAAGAAAAGAAGCUAGUCGAAAAUGGAAAAUAAUAGCAAGAAAUAUUCUUCAUAAAGAAAUGCAACUUUUAUUAGAAACAAUACAUUAUGAUAAAUAUGAAAAUAAAAUAGAUUUCAUAAUUAAUUCGCUUAAAUCUAUCUAA